CGUGGAGUUCAGUAAAGUUGCAGUUGCAUUUAACAUACGAUAUGAAGUUUUCGACUUUGACUUUUCUAGGCUUUGUGCUGACUUUUGUCUGCUUGAUGCAUAAGACACCCGGUGCCGAGUCGUGUAAUACUAACCAGCUGAGGCAGUUGACCAAUCGCUUCUGCAAUGUGUGGGAUCCUCUGCGAAUUUGCCAUACUCUUGUUACAAGAAUUGUGACCACAAUUGAUUGUGUUUGUCAACCGGAUGAGACAACCUCAACUUCAAGCUCAACUUCGACUUCAACUUCAACUUCGACUUCGACUUCGACUUCGACCUCAACAACGGAAAGCCCAACGCCAGCGUCGUAAAUGGCGAUACUGCUGGCGGACACUGUAAUCUCAAUACUGUAAACUGUAAACGAAUGUGAUUGCGAAUGGAACCUAAACAUUUUGUAAUCCCUUUUUUAAUCUAUCCUGUGCAUGCCUUGUAAUAAACUUAACCUUUUCUUCAGCACAA
Molecule: messenger RNA, 495 nt
Organism: Drosophila albomicans
Lineage: Eukaryota; Metazoa; Arthropoda; Insecta; Diptera; Drosophilidae
Product: probable serine/threonine-protein kinase roco9
Exons: 3
Coding region: 42-347 (101 amino acids)
Source: RefSeq, a predicted model, not a curated record